Molecule: messenger RNA, 1040 nt
Organism: Vigna angularis (adzuki bean)
Lineage: Eukaryota; Viridiplantae; Streptophyta; Magnoliopsida; Fabales; Fabaceae
Product: fasciclin-like arabinogalactan protein 13
Exons: 1
Coding region: 138-872 (244 amino acids)
Source: RefSeq, a predicted model, not a curated record
UUUGCAAGCCACGAGCCAGCUCAUGCCAACAAAGUCUCAACAACCAAACACCAACGCCAAAACCAAAUAAAAACCCUUCCAUUCUCCACACACCACCACACAGUUUCUCUUCUCUUACCACUUUCUAUCUACUCAACAUGGCCUUCGCCUCUCUCACUCUCAUUCUCUUCACUUCAUUCUGCUUAAUUCUUCGGGCCCAAGCCCAAGCCCAAGCCCCGGCGCCUUCCUCCGGCGCGGUGGACCUCGUUGCCAUCCUCCAAAAGGGUGGCCAAUACACAACCCUUAUCCGUCUUUUGAAUGAGUCGCAGCAACUGACCCAAAUCCAGAGUCAACUCAAGUCAAACUCCCAAGGGUUCACUCUUUUCGCGCCCACCGACAACGCUUUCCAGAACCUCAAAUCUGGGGCUCUCAACGGUCUCAGUGAUGAGAAGAAAGUGCAGCUCAUUCUCUACCAUGUCACUCCCAAGUACUACUCUCUCUCUGAUCUCUUGACCGUCAGCAACCCCGUCAGAACUCAAGCCUCCGGCAGUGAAGGCUCCUGGGGGCUCAACUUCACCGGCCAAGGGAACCAGGUCAACGUCUCCACCGGCGUGGUGGAAACGCAGGUCAACAACGCGCUCAGGCAGCAGUUUCCUCUGGCGGUUUACCAGGUGGACAAGGUGCUGUUGCCGGCAGAGCUCUUCGGAGCGAAGUCCCCCGCGGCGGCUCCGAAGUCUCCUAAAAGCAGCUCUGAAACUCCGACCGUUGGGAAGGCCGGUGGCGCUCCUUCUCCCUCCGGUAACGCGCAGAACGAGAAUGGUGCGGCAGGAAGGAAUGUGGGAUUUGGAGUUAUCCUCGGAGUUGGGUUAUUCUGCAUGGGAGUUCUGUCUUGAGAAAACUUCGCUCUGCAUGUGUCGUGUUCUUCGUCUUUUCUUUCUGAAUCCGUCUCUUUUCUCUUCUACGGGCAAAAGAAACUGUGUUGGGAUUGAUUGAGUUUCACCCUAAUUCUUUGUAUUUAAUGUUUCUUUCUUUCCUUAUGUAUAUUUCAUGCUUCUUUUAUA